AUGCUGCGCUUCCUGGUGCCCCGGUUGCUUUGCCUCCAUGGCAGGACCGCCCCGUACUCUUCUGCAGCGGCCCUUCCGAACCCCAUCCCGAACCCAGACAUCCGCUACAACCAGCUGUUCAUCAACAAUGAGUGGCAAGAUGCAGCCAGCAAGAAGACCUUCCCAACAGUCAACCCCGCCACGGGAGAGGUCAUUGGCCACGUGGCUGAGGGGGACUGGGCUGACAUGGAUCUGGCAGUGAAAGCAGCCCGCGAGGCCUUCCGCCUGGGGAUUCCAUGGCGCUGGAUGGAUGCCUCAGAGCGCGGCCGCCUGCUGAACCGCCUGGCCGACCUGGUGGAGCGGGAUCGUGUCUACCUGGCCUCCCUGGAGACUUUGGACAAUGGGAAGCCUUUCCAGGAGUCUUAUGCCUUGGACCUGGAUGAGGUCAUCAAAGUAUACCGGUACUUUGCUGGCUGGGCUGACAAGUGGCACGGCAAGAAUCCCAUGGAUGGCGAGCAUUUCUGCUUCACCCGCCAUGAGCCUGUUGGCGUCUGCGGCCAGAUAAUCCCAUGGAACUUCCCCUUGGUCAUGCAGGGCUGGAAGCUCGAAGCCCCAGCGCUGGCCACCGGCAACACUGUGGUCAUGAAGGUGGCAGAGCAGACCCCCCUGUCUGUCCUGUACUUGGCCUCCCUCAUCAAAGAGGCGGGCUUUCCCCCGGGGGGGGGGGUGAACAUCAUCACUGGCUAUGGCCCCACGGCGGGCGCAGCCAUCACCCAGCACAUGGAUGUCGACAAAGUUGCCUUCACCGGCUCUACUGAGGUGGGCCAGCUGAUCCAGAAGGCGGCCGGCGAUUCCAACCUGAAGAGAGUCACCUUGGAGCUGGGUGGGAAGAGCCCCAGCAUCGUGCUGGCCAACGCAGACAUGGACCACGCCGUGGAGCAGUGCCACGAAGCGCUGUUCUUGAACAUGGGCCAGUGCUGCUGUGUGGGCUCCCGGACCUUUGUCGAAGGAUCCAUUUAUGACGAGUUUCUUGAGGGAACCGUGGAGAAGGCUAAGCAGAGAAGGGUCGGGAACCCCUUUGAGCUGGACACCCAGCAGGGGCCCCAGGUGGACAAAGAGCAGUUUGAAUGAAUCCUGAGCUACAUCUGGCUUGGCCAGAAGGAGGGGGCAAAACUUCUCUGCGGCGGGGAGCGUUUUGGGGAGCGCGGUUUCUUCAUCAAGCCCACGGUCUUUGGUGGCAUGCAGGAUGACAUGAGGAUCGCCAGAGAGAUCUUCGGGCCUGUGCAGCUAUUUAAAUUCAAGAAGAUGGAGGAGGUGAUCGAGAGGGCCAAGAACACCAGGUAUGUCUUGGCUGCUGCCGUGUUCACCCGGGACCUGGACAAGGCCAUGUACUUCACGCAGGUGCUCCAGGCCGGCACAGUGUGGCUAAACACCUACAACAUUGUCACCUGCCACACGCCCUUCGGAGGGUUUAAGGAAUCUGGCAAUGGGAGGGAGCUGGGGGAAGAUGGGCUUAAGGCCUACACGGAGGUGAAGACCGUUACCAUCAAGAUUCCUCAGAAGAACUCGUAAGAAUGGCUGCCACACGGACCCACCUCCAGUCCAGAGUUUCCAUAAUC
Molecule: messenger RNA, 1598 nt
Organism: Neomonachus schauinslandi (Hawaiian monk seal)
Lineage: Eukaryota; Metazoa; Chordata; Mammalia; Carnivora; Phocidae
Gene: ALDH1B1
Product: aldehyde dehydrogenase 1 family member B1
Molecular function (GO): aldehyde dehydrogenase (NAD+) activity
Source: RefSeq, a predicted model, not a curated record